This is a messenger RNA of Penicillium brevicompactum, 1167 nucleotides long. RefSeq names its product H(+)-transporting V1 sector ATPase subunit C. Gene Ontology annotation, biological process: proton transmembrane transport. Bases 1 to 1167 code for a protein of 388 amino acids. Gene Ontology annotation, cellular component: vacuolar proton-transporting V-type ATPase, V1 domain. Gene Ontology annotation, molecular function: proton-transporting ATPase activity, rotational mechanism. NCBI's taxonomy places the organism in Eukaryota, Fungi, Ascomycota, Eurotiomycetes, Eurotiales, Aspergillaceae. The transcript is spliced from 5 exons. The record is from RefSeq and is a predicted model, not a curated record.
AUGUCGAAACCAAGCAAGUACCUGCUUCUCUCUCUCCCAAACUCCAUCGUCCCUUCGCACCACCGCGACGAUGCGCUCGAAGCCGUCUCAACCACUGUCUCCCCAGAGACCGCCGCUCCGUUCCCGAUCCCCGAAUUCAAGAUCGGCACGCUAGAUGCCCUCGUUCAGCAAGCAGAUGAACUAGCCAAGCUCGAGGCCUCCUGCCAGAGCGUGGUGGGGAAGGUCGGCGAUGCGCUGAAGAACAUCCUCGAAGGGGACGAGGCGCAAAUCGAGCAGAUGAAGGUCGUCAAUGAUAAGCCUGUUGACCAGUACCUGCGAACUUUCCAAUGGAAUAAAGUCAAAUACAGGGCUGAUAAGCCCUUGGCGGAGCUGAUUGAUCUGCUGCAGAAGGAAGCCGCCAGUAUCGACAGCGACAUCAGGCAAAAGUACACUCAAUAUAACCAGGUCAAGAAUACGCUAUCUACACUGCAGCGGAAGCAAACCGGAAACCUCUCUACCAAGUCCCUCGCCUCGGUGGUCGACCCGAAAUCUAUCAUCCAGAACUCCGAUUACAUUGAAACCCACCUCAUCGCCGUGCCCGCACAACUAGUCAAAGACUUCCUCCAGAGCUAUGAAACGGUUGCCCCCAUGGUGGUUCCCCGGUCUGCGCAAUUGGUUGCUCAGGAUAGCGAGUUCACUCUCUACGCCGUGACUGCAUUCAAAAAGCACAACGUGGAGUUCGUGCACAAGUGUCGCGAGCAGAAGUGGAUUCCCCGUGACUUCAAGUACGUCGAGGGCGGGAAGGAGGAGGAGCGCAAGGAGGUCGAGCGCGUGGGUGGCGACGAGCGUAAGGUCUGGGGCGAGACAUUACGACUUGGGCGCACUGCGUGGAGUGAGGCUGUCAUGGUCUGGGUUCACAUCCUGGUCUUGAGGGUCUUUGUUGAGACUGUCCUGCGGUAUGGACUACCUUUGGACUUUGUCUGCGCUUUAGUCAGGACGCCCAACGCCAAGCAGGCAGACCGCGCGAAGCAGAACCUCGAAAAUAAGUUUUCUUACCUGGCUGGCAAUGCCUUUGGGCGCGACAAGAAGGGCCGCAUGCAGCGCGAUGAUCCUGGGGAGAUGCAUGCUACUGGAGAGGGCAGCGCGGAGUACACGCCCUACGUCUUUUAUGAAUUCGAGUUCAACUGA